Messenger RNA from Histoplasma mississippiense, 315 nucleotides. Its product is annotated as NADH-ubiquinone oxidoreductase 12 kda subunit. Bases 1 to 315 code for a protein of 104 amino acids. The record is from RefSeq and is a predicted model, not a curated record. NCBI's taxonomy places the organism in Eukaryota, Fungi, Ascomycota, Eurotiomycetes, Onygenales, Ajellomycetaceae. The transcript is spliced from 2 exons.
AUGCCCACCCCGGAAUCCGCCGCCUUCCUCGCCAAAAAGCCCACCGUAACCCCCAGCUACGACGGCGUCGACUUCGAAGACACCGCCGCGCUCCACAACGCGCGCGACGCCAUCAUCCGCGAGCAAUGGGUGCGCAGCAUGAUGGCACGGCUGGUCGGGGAGGAGCUGGGCAAGUGCUACCGGCGUGAGGGCGUGAAUCAUCUGGAGAAGUGCGGGAUGUUGAGGGACCGAUAUUUCGAGCUUCUGAAGGAGGCGAAGAUAAAGGGGUAUAUGUUCCAGGAGAAGAAUUACGUCUCGAAAUCGGCGCCGUCGUGA